This is a messenger RNA of Mercenaria mercenaria, 8261 nucleotides long. RefSeq names its product synembryn-A-like. The record is from RefSeq and is a predicted model, not a curated record. Gene Ontology annotation, biological process: G protein-coupled receptor signaling pathway. Gene Ontology annotation, molecular function: guanyl-nucleotide exchange factor activity; G-protein alpha-subunit binding. The transcript has 15 exons. NCBI's taxonomy places the organism in Eukaryota, Metazoa, Mollusca, Bivalvia, Venerida, Veneridae. Gene Ontology annotation, cellular component: cytoplasm. Bases 114 to 1775 code for a protein of 553 amino acids.
UUUAGCGCAUAUUAAACCCUAAUUAUAAUUUUGCCGAGAACUGUCAAAAUCGAUGAAAGUGAAGUGAAUUACAUAUUAUUCCUCUUCUUAGAUAUGAGGUAAACAAAAUAGCAAUGGCUUUCGUAAAAAUGGAUGCAACAGCCGUGCAAAAGAUUAGGAAUGGUACUGAAGAGGACAUAAUCAGUUUGUUGGACGAAUGGACACAAAAGAAUGCCCAAACAUUCACAUUCAGUGAUAUAACUGAUGAUGUUAAAGAGAAAGUAACCGAGAGCUUAUUUGCCCGCUUGUCACAGAAAGCUUCGUCCAAAUUUCAUUGUUUGUGUUUACAAACAUUGAGACUGUUCAGCAGAGAGAAAACUAGACUAGGAUCUAUGAUCACAGACAAUGGACUGGUCCAUUUUAUGAGACUGGCUGGACUGGAACAUUAUGCUAAACAAGGGGAGGCAGAUAACGGAAUAACGAUACAAUUAGGGGAUGCAGAAGUGACAAUAGAAGCUCAGAAAUGUUUGUGUAACCUUAUUUUCAAUAGUGUACAGGCCCAGGCAGCUUGCAGUAAAAAUGGAUGUGUGGAAGGUAUUGUACAGAGACUGAAGACCUAUAAAGAUCCAGACCUUAAAUUUGAUAUCAAGUUCUAUGAUAUGAGACUGUUGUUUCUUCUGACAGCUCUGUGUGCAGAUACAAGACCAAAAAUACGUUUUGAGUUGCAUGGGUUCACAUACCUGAUAGAGGUGAUAGAUCUGAUCCUUCGUGAUGCAGAGGCACGCGACGACGGACUCACAGACCAGGAGGUGGACUUGUGCUCUGAAAUACUCAAAAUUCUCUUUAACUUGACAGUUACUGUCGACAGAAAUAACUUGGAUGAGGAGGAAGAGGCUCAUAUGAUGAGGCUUGUUUGUGUUCUUAGAGAUCUCCUCUUGUGUAAAACAGCAUCCAAAGAUAAAAGAGAAGAAAUUAUAAGUCACACAGUGAACUUACUGAUCAACAUGCCGAGAGACUGCUAUGAGGAAUUGCUUGCACCGAUGGCAGAAGUUGACCUCAGUGGGAUUGAGAACAAAGAGGUGGAAUAUGAUGGGAAAAACAUGGAGGCCGUUGUCAUACUUCUAAACUUUUUAUACGAAAGACUUGAUAGGCCAUCAAAGUCAUUAAAAGAGAGUCUCACACCUAUAUUACAUUGUUUGUGUGAGACUUGCAGGGCCAACAGAUCUAUCAGAAAAUUCUGUAGAAUGAAGGUUUUGCCGCCAUUGAAAGAUGAGGUGAAACAUUUACCAGAGGAAGGUAGCACUCUUAGAAAUAGAUUGUGCAAGUUGUUGACAUCACCUAUUCUGGAAGUAAAGGAACUUGCUGCAGAUUUUCUCUUCGUUUUGUGCAAAGAAAGCGUGAACAGAAUGGUAAAAUAUACAGGCUAUGGGAACUGUGCUGGGUUGUUGGCAAACAGAGGUCUGAUGCUGGGAGGUCAGAGUCAAGGUCAGGGAGAUUACUCCAGUGAUUCUGAAGACUCUGAAACUGAAGAGUAUUCCAAUAUGGCAGACAGUGUGAAUCCAGUAACGGGUCGCUAUGAGGUAGAAAAGCCUAAACCUUGGGAAGGAAUGACAGAUGAGCAGAAAGAGUACGAGGCCAUGAAACUUGUUGAAGCUAUGGACAAACUGAAUAGACAGGGAAUCAUACAACCAAGUGUGUUAGGUGAAGAUGGUCGUCCUCAGACUGUAUCACAUAUUCUGGAGUUGUUAGAGAACCAGCCAAAUCCCCCACCAGCAGGAGGAAGUAGUGACGACUAGACUGUGUCUCAAAGUCUGGCAUAACACUGGGACUUUGUCCCAGUCUUAAUAGAUACCCACCCAGAAUAAAAGAAAGAUAUCUGAAUUCAUCUAAAUUUCAUUUGAAUUUCAAUAACAAGAUACAAACAAGCCUGAGCAAAACACUAAAAGAAGGUGCUUUCAUAAUAUCAACAAUUUUAAAAUAGAAGAUGAAUCUGAAAUCUGUUUUAGAACAUGUCUGAUUUUGAUACACUUGACUGUUAACUGAAUAUGUCUGUACUUUGAUCAUCAGACUACCUUCUGUAAGUUCCGUUUGAACAAGUGAAAGGAACAGACAGACACAUUCAUAAAGGAAUGCUGUUAUUAUGUACAGUACUGGUUUUGUAAGACUAUUGUAAUCAUUGGGGAUUCUGAAAGCUGUAAUGGGUAUAUCAAAAAAUGUGUACAUUUGUACUUAAUGCAAAUCUCAUUAAAUGUUGGUAAUUUGUGAGCGAGUGAUUGGUGUAACUCAAGAAAUAAUAAUUUAUAACUGAUAUAAAACUGAGACAAACCUUAAACUCUCGACUAUGCUUCCAUUAUCAUUUUUUGAGUCACAUGUUCCUUUUAAGAUAGGUCUUCUGUUGGUGACUAAUGAUACAGGGUGACUAAUAGUACAUGUCAGGAUAACAAACUUAAAUAUUGUCAUUAUCUUAGAAGAUAUUUGGACAAUGUUAAUUGUGCAAGAGUAUAGAAGUAAAUUUUAUUGCAUGUGUAAAGUGACAUGGUAUUGCACUUACAUUGUUUACAUGACAACCCCUAUUCCAUAAAAUCAGGCUUAAUUAAACACUUGCAAAACUUAAAUGAAAUUGUUACAAGCUGUAGGAUCAAUAGCCCUCAUUUUUCGGCGGUCCAGACUUCACAACUAAUUGCUUAGUUUGCCAGUAGAUUAAUACAGACCAUUCAUAGUUGUGUUUAACAAUUUCUGACCGGUAGACCAUUUAAGAAUUCCAUGAAAAGUUUGACUUCUUUGAUGACAUCAUCAGUGUUACCAUUUUGUAUGGCAACAUUUUCUAAUUAAGUAAAUUAAUUUUGUUAUCUUUCAGUUAGAACCGAAAUGAUAUCCCUGGGUCAAAUACUGACAGGGUAAUAAGGACUUCAUACCUUAAAAUGUAUCAAUAGUCACCCUGUAUACUAACUAGAAGUUAUAUGCUAUAAUUUCUCCAAGCAGUUCCUUAACAAGAAAAAGCAUCUUGCAUUACCUGUUCCAUUAAUAUUAAACAAGGAGUUUUCAAAAUAUUCCAGGUCAAUGCUUUUUGAACUGCUAAUGACCUUAAGCUUUUAGAAUUUUUUUCUGUGAGAAAAAAAUACUACUCAUCAAAGAAAUCUGAGCAAGUUAUCAAGAGCUGUUAGUAAACAGAAAUUUGCAAUGCCAGAGUAAUCUUUCAAAUGUUUGUCAUCUUUUUAAUUCAUCUACACAUGACUGUAAUUUAUUUACAGGAAAAUGGACUACACCAGGUCCUGCACUUAACAAUAAGUUUUAUUAUUGACUAUCUUGCAUAUUCGUGUAAUUUGAUGAGAUGUCAAUGUUGGUGUCAUGUGACCUGUUUAUUUGUUGAAGACAUUGUUUUACAUUAAGGUAGCUCUGCACAUUCUGAGUAAAAUUAUUUAUACUGUGUAGAAUUUUAUUUAAUGUCAGUUUUUUAAAAUAUCAGGACAUACUAAGAAAAUAUGGCAAAUAAAGAAAAAAAGAGGGUCCUGUGCUUGAUUUUUUUUUUUUUUUUUUUUUUUUUGCUUGAAUGAUUUCAAAAAUUUGGAUCAUAAGCAAGUUUUGAUAUUAAUGGGAGUUAAUUAAUAGUAAAAUGACAAGUUUACGACAUUUUUGAAAAAAACAAACUUUCUCCUAUAUUAUCCUGAUAAAUCAUUUGACACAAUUACUUCUUGUAUAUCAGAUGUGCAGCACUGCCUUAACUAUGUACAUCACAUUUUAAAUGCCUAUGAGCAUUUAUUUGCACACUUUGUAUUUAUGAAAAUGAGAGAAAGAUUUUGGUGUCCAAUUGAGAGUGCUUUGUCAAAUUAGCUUCAUGUACAAGUUACUAUGUUACUUGAUGUAAAUUAUUCUUACUUCAUGGUGCUUAACUUACACUGGGUCAUAAAAUAAUGGGUUUGGUAUCACCUUAUGUCAGUGAGCUGUUUUGUGGAAUAAUGCUGUUUCAGUUGAACUGUGGCCCAAGAUAUUGACUCAGAACCACAUGGAGAGAUCAAUAUUUUAACUACAAUAAAGGAAUUUAUCCCAAGUAAUUAAGUUCAGAUGUGUAAUGGUGCAUGUGUUACUCUAGAUAUUUUGAAACUAAAAAAAAUUACAAGAAGGUAUCCUUAGCAAUUUCCAUUUUAAAAAAUACAGUUGUUGGUGAUAUUUUUGGUAAAAAUGUACUGUUUUACAAAUCACCUAGCAGCCUUCAGUUUCACAGCGUUUCAUUAUUUGAUCUGUAAAAAAACAAACUUAAUAGGCGAGACAGCAUAAGUUUUGACAUACUUUUGCUACCAGACCAGUUAUUUUAUACCCAGACGUACACGACAUAUAUUUCAUACAUAGAUUUUAGUCUGUUGUCUAAAAUAUGUACAAAAUCUCAAUCAUUAUUAUGUAUUUGACAUCAUUUAUUCAUUGUUGUUGGAGCCAAUGUCAUAUCUGAUGCAAAUAUAUCUCAAGACUUGAAUUGCAGCUUUUAAGUAAAUUUUGAAACUUAAUCACAUUUUUACUAGUGAAUUACAAACACUGCUGCUUAGCUUUGGUUGCAAAUUAGGCUGAUCACCAGAAAUGGGUUGUAUCAACUUAACCAUGUAGAACAAAGAAUGAAAAUCAUGCCAGUAAUUGCUUAAUAUGACUCCACCUCUUCUAAAGAGUGAAAUAUGAGAACGAAGAAAGAAAAAUGAUGAAAUGGUCAGUUACCUCUCAUGAUACCAAUCAAUAGACAGGAUAUAUAGCUUUGCAAAGUCUGCUGGUCAGUCUGUCUGCAGAACCAACUACUUUGCAUCAAUUACUGGAGUAUACUUGGUUUGCUUGCCUCAAAUUUACUGAUUGCCUGAGGCCAGGUAACUGGUACAGUUUUUUGUUUUUUUUAGAUGAGAAGGUCUAUGGUCACACACACAGUGACCUAGAGACUGAAAAUGGUGUGUAACUCCAUUGGAUAAUUGCCUUUGAUAAAAGUAAAUGACACAAAAUGUUAAAUCACACAUGAAUCUUUUCUAAAAUUCAGUAGUACUUUUUCUUAAGUUAAAGUCAAGACUGAAUGGGGUUUUUGAUGAAUAUCUGUACAAAACUAGUUUUAGCCGUCAGUCAUCAAAGGAUGAUUAGGUGUGGCGUGUAGAUGACCCUGCAAGCUUUUGGGACCUAUAAUUCAAAGUUACAGCGAUAUGUUUGCAGUCCAGACUUAGUUUUCUGAUCAGUUGUUUGUUAGAAAGUCAUUAGUCAGUAAAUGACUCAACUGAUUUUGGAGUUGAUAGGUUAAAAACCUCAACACUCUUGAACAAUUUUUCAAGGUCUGAACAGCAGUCAAACCAUUUGCUACUGUUUUUGACCCUGACACUAAGAAUUAUAUUACUAGUUACCUCCAAGAAGCUAUAAUGAAGAGUAUAUGGUUACAGACAGACUUUGUUGCAUUUAUGAUCGAAUUUUAUGUCCUUCUAUGUAUCCUUUGGAAUGGUUUCCAGCUAUAGGUAUAAAAAAAGAUGUAAGUGUUACAAGAACUUUGUAGAACCCGACAUAGAUGAAGGCUCCAUCAUUCAAUUCCAUAUUUAAUUUCUGCAGGUCAGAUUUCUUUUCGCUUGUUUAAGUACAGUAACAAUGUGUUAAAUAAUUUGUAUGUAUAUAGUGGUAGCAUUAGAUUUGUAUUUUUGAUCAUGAAAGCAGUGUGCUACACUUCUUAGUAGACUUUUAUUGCAGUAAGCACUUUGUAAAUUUUCAAGGCUGACCAGUUUUUCACAUAUACUCUACACAUUAUGUCAAAGUCUUUAAUACAACUUUGUAAUGCUGUGAUCAGAUGUUUGAAUGUUGAAACAAAGUUUCACCAGGUUAAUUUUAGUACUAUGAAAUAAUUUUCAAAGUAUUGCCUGGAACCUCAUUGUGGUGUCUGUUAGUACAGUCGACAUCGUACUUGAGACCACCUCUAUUAAGCGAUUUUUGUAUUAAACGACCAGUCAAAAUCCCUCCUGAACAUUUUCACUAUAUAAAUUCAUUCCAUUAAACGACUUUUCUAUUAGCGACUAGCGACCACAUUAUUGUAGUCCCAACAGGUAAAAUAUUUGACAAAAGUAUCUAUUUAGCGGCCAGAUACCAAAAUUCUACCGGGCAUUUCUUCGUCUGUGUAAUUAGCGAGUGCGUUUUGCACGUGACUGAAUGCAAUUAAACUUUGUAUCAGUCAAACUGACAAACAAUCUAGCCAUAAUUUUCAUGGUUUGUGGACUUGGAAAAAUGUUUACGAUGUUAAAACAGAUUUUGAAACCAUACAUGUAUGUUCAUAAUAAAUACAGUUACAUUAACAGUUAAAAAUAACUUUCCUUUUCAUCUGACUGAAAUUCAUUAAGAGACCAUUCCAUUAAGAGACCACUUCUAAGCAGUCCCUUGGGUGGUCUCUUAAUACAAUGUCGACUGUAUCUCUUCAGCGAGUCAUUUUUGACUUGGAAAUAUUUUGCAAAACAGUUACCGCAAACAUGUUGCAGUAAAAUUUUGCAGUGCAGUAUCUUAACUGAAUUUGAAAAAUAUGGAAGUAGAAGUUUGCUUGAAAAAAAAAAACAAAAAAAACAUCAAAACCUUCCGUUCUUUUGCUUAGCUUUAUCUCAUUUCAUACACUUUUUUUUUUAAUUAUGAAUUGAAACCUGCUUCAAGUGUUAGGAAUUUAAAUCAUUGCUUUGAAUUUAAGGUGGCGUAUAACAUUUUAUGAAAUUUUAUUAUUAUAUUUAGAAAGUAUAUAGGCUUACUUAGGUUUGGAAAGGUCAUUUACAUCUCCAGUUGUAUCAAACAAAACCAACCACAGAGCUUAUGACAUCAAAAAGUAUAGGUUCCUAAAAUGUUGUAAAACCUUUGGGUAUGUCGGGGUCGGGAGGUUCACCCCUACCUGUAAGCCUGGAUAAAAAAAUGAUGACUGGUAUGAUAUUUCAUUCCCUUUAAGUAAUCUGAUCUUUCUGAAGACAUAGGAACUGUGAUCAAUUUAGUGAUAGAGGCCUCCGUGGCCGGGUGGUUAAAUUCACUGACUUCAAAUCACUUGCCCCUCAUCGAUGUGGGUUCGAGCCUUACUCGGGGCGUUGAAUUCUUCAUGUGAGGAAGCCAUUUAGCUGGCUUACGGAAGGUCGGUGGUUCUACCUAGGUGCCCGCUCGUGAUGAAAUAAUGCACGGAGGCGCACCUGGGGUCUUCCUCCACCAUAAAAGCUGGAAAGUCACCAUAUGACCUAUCAUGUGUCGGUGCGACGUUAAAUCCAAAACAAACAAAAAACACACAAAAAAGACAAUUUAGUGAUAUAAAAGAUUUUUUUCAAAAAUGUAUUGUUUAUAUAAUGUUCUAUAGAUAAAAAACAAAAACAUUUUUAAAUUUUCAUAAAGUGAACGCCACUUAAGGACUGAGCGAAACAAAAAUUCUCUAUAUAUGCCUUAAAUUUAAUAUUAAAGCAGCAGUUUUAUUCCAUUUUUGUGCAGACUUAAUUAGAAUCUAGAUUCUUUAUAUAUUAUUCUUGAACUUGAAGAUUAUUUUAUCUUGUAAUUGAUUGUUGUAAUUAGUUUAGAUACAAAAGUAUAACGUCUUUCAAUAACUACAGUAGAAUUGUAAAUACUUUUAGGUGUGGAAGCUUAUAAGGUUAUAUAGAGAAAAUGUAUACUAAGUGAAACUACAGUCAAUAUGUUACAUUUAAAGCAGAAAGAUGUAAAAUAUCUUGAAUUUAAGUUAUAAACAGUUUCUUGCUAUAAUAUGUGUUUAUAACAAUUCUCUAGCAGGGCCGAAACAGUCCUUUAUAGAACUGUUUUAACCAGUGUUGCAUUACAGUUGGUCGAGAUAAUAUAUAUGCAGUUGAAACGCAGUAUCUCAAAUUCCAGUGGAAUGAAAGUUUUGCUUAGAGAAAACCAAAAUUAGACUAUUUGAUAGUUUUUGCACGUUUUUUAAAGAAAAGGACUUGAAAAUGUCGAGUAAGCCAGAAUUUUGAGAUAAGCGAGUUCCAGAUACAGAGUUUCAACUGUAUUAUGUAUAAAGUAAAUAUUAGCAGAUCUUGUCGGAGGACAGAAAAUCUACUAAAAUAUCUGUUAUCAGAACUGUUUCCUAUAAAAUCAUGUAAAGCAAUAAAUAUAAACUGCAUGUGUUAUAUAGACUAAAUGCUUUAAAGAAAAAAGUCAUCAAGAAUAAAGAUUGUAGGUUGAUUCAGACUUCGUGAUAAACUUGAUCAGUAAGUACACGCUGUUAAAUACGAGUAGUAAGAUUUUUUACAAAGAUUUGUCUUGUUGUUUAGUGCUAUCUAUAAGUGUGCAUAAAUAAAAUCAGGAUAAUAUAA